UGUCAUUCUUUCUUUUUAUACUGUGCUCAGGCAAAUCUUGGGUGUUGGGCUUUUUAGUUAUUUUUGAAAAUGUUGGUCGAAUUUUGAGCGAUUCUUCCGCCUCUGCUUUUAAAACUAGGCGAUUCUGUCACCGAAGUAUUAUCUCUCGGUUUCUUUUCUUUCUUUGGUUUGCUUUUUUUUUUUUGAUUUGGCACCGGUCUCCUCGCGUUCUCAGAAGGCACAGUGUCAGGCGUAGUGCGAACACAGUGAGGGUGGCCGCAUUUUUUUUUUUUUUGCUUUUCUUCAAUGCAUGUUGGCGUCUGGGAUUUGGUAUUCGUAAGCGUAGCGCAAUGAGUUCUGAUAGCGUUCCGUCCAAAUCGGAGGUCCUGGGCUGGGAUUCACAGCGCUUGGCAGACUUUCUGAAGAAACGGAAUCUUGCCGGGUGUGAUAAGGUCGUGACACGGCAUAACAUCAAUGGACAAAGAUUUCUGAAUAUGUCUGACAAUGAUCUUCAAAAGUUCCCUAAGGUUCAUGCGCCGCUCAUCUCCAAGAUCUGUCAAGAAAUCAGCAAACAGAAGAAGAAGGGAUUAUUUCCGUCGAUUCCAAGCAGGCCAUCACCGGCUCCCAGCUACCCACAACCACCGGUUGAUCACCAUGAGAAUCAAGCAUGGGACUCUGAAGAGUUUGAGAGUGAUGAUGACUACGAGAAUCCUGAUUCGAACGAUGAAGGAGAAGCUAGCGGUGGAGACUAUGAGUCUCCAGAGGAGGGGUCGGACAGCGAUAACAGCUACGAGCCUCCACCAUCCGAGCCGAAUGAAGACGCGGCCCAGAUCUGCCCCGCAAAACCCAUGGAAAACAGCGAUUACAUUGAUAAUAACCGCACACGUGUAGCGAGCAGAAGUCAACCGCCUGUCCCCCCGGAGCGCCCGGGCCCCGGACCCCCUCCCGUAGAGCGGCCAAGCGUUGUACUACCUGUGAGAGAGGAGCGGCACCUUAAAAGACCCCCAGGACCUGCUGUGGACCGCAGCACGAAGCCAGGAGCUCUGGACAGAGGCCAACCUCCAGCUGUAGCAGGUGGAAGAGGCACAUGCUCGCUUGACAGAGCUGGCCAACCGCCAAGAAGACUCCCUGUGCUGGAGCCACCAGCAGACCCAAUGAGAAUUCCCAAACCCUUACUUCCUCCAUCAGGGGUGCGCAGAAGCGCCUCGUCUGUCACACCAGGCUACUCUCAAAACAGACAUCCUGACUACAGAAAAGAGUUUCACGACGACAUUUCAGCUCCCAGGCACAACUCCAACACAUUCCCCCUGCACGCCAGAAACCCUUCACCCAGACCGCCAGGGACCCACGGAGCACCCUAUCAGACAGACAAUGUUCACCCCAGUCGAUCACUACCGGCGCAGCUGCAGGAGGCAAUGAGCGAUCGCCGAAGGAGCUCGAGAGCGCCGCCUCCUCAAGCAGACGCGGGCGGAAAGAAGGACAUGGAUCCAGCUUGGUAUUUGGGUCAGGUCUCCCGCGGUCAGGCAGAGAGCUGUCUGAGAAGAGUUAACAGGGACGGGACGUUCCUUGUGCGAGACAGUUCGAAUCGAUCUUCAAACCAGCCCUACACACUCGUGGUCCUGUACCAGGAUAAAGUUUACAACAUUCAGAUCCGCAGGAAUCACGACGGGUUUAUGCUAGGCACUGGUCUAAAAUCCUCAGAGGCUUUUGAGCGGGUCAGUGACAUUAUCAACCAGCACAAACACACGCCUCUCCUUCUUAUUGAUGCUAAGAACCGAGAGGCAGGCCAACAGAAUCAGUGUGCUCUGAUGUAUCCAGCUGGCUAUUAAACCUUUAUUCUACAUGAGACUAACUUAGUUAUUUUCAGCUAUUACAUUUCAUUCAGGGUUUUUUUAUUUUUAAAUCAACACACAUUUCAUAACUGUCAAAAGGUCUAAAAAUAUGACUCCGGUAGUCCGUGCGUUACAUAGGCCUACGUUUUUGAAUGCAUAGCUACACUGAAUGCAUUUGAAUGCAUUCCACAGCACCGAAUAUGUGUUCAUAUAUAUAUAUAUAUAUAUAUAUAUAUAUAUAUAUAUAUAUAUAUAUAUAAAUAUAAAUCAGUACUUUAUUAAUAUUAGGACCGUUUUCAUUAUUUCUCAAACCAAACCCUUUGUCUUGUCAGUCGUUCCAGGUGUUGAAGUGUUUAUUUGUUAUUUGCCCGAUGGUGAAAUAUGAACUGUAUAUUGACACGCAAUAAAGAUUUUAUAAUUCAA
Molecule: messenger RNA, 2234 nt
Organism: Puntigrus tetrazona (Sumatra barb)
Lineage: Eukaryota; Metazoa; Chordata; Actinopteri; Cypriniformes; Cyprinidae
Gene: lcp2a
Product: lymphocyte cytosolic protein 2a
Exons: 21
Coding region: 330-1808 (492 amino acids)
Biological process (GO): intracellular signal transduction; cell surface receptor protein tyrosine kinase signaling pathway
Molecular function (GO): protein binding
Source: RefSeq, a predicted model, not a curated record